Theileria orientalis strain Shintoku is the source of this 5124-nucleotide messenger RNA. Its product is annotated as myosin. Lineage: Eukaryota; Apicomplexa; Aconoidasida; Piroplasmida; Theileriidae. Gene Ontology annotation, molecular function: microfilament motor activity; ATP binding; actin filament binding. The coding region runs from base 1 to 5124 and encodes 1707 amino acids. The record is from RefSeq and is a predicted model, not a curated record. Gene Ontology annotation, biological process: actin filament organization; vesicle transport along actin filament. The transcript has 13 exons. Gene Ontology annotation, cellular component: vesicle; myosin complex; actin cytoskeleton.
AUGGCAAAUGAUAAUUUAAAAUUGACACCAGGAACAUACAUAUUUGUUCCUUGUAAAGAUGAGGUUUGGCUUGAAGCCUUUGUCGAGAACGUCACAGAACAAACAGUGACAGUUAAGCUUCUUGGCGAUAAGAACGGAGAGCUUAGAGAAUAUAAGACCACUGAUACAUUUUAUCCUCAGUCAGUCGAUAUUGAUGGAAAAGAUGAUGUUCCCGACGAUUUGACAAAAUUGACACAUUUACACGAAGCGUCAAUAUUACACAGCCUCCACUGGAGAUUUAAAAGGGAUAAAAUAUAUUCGCUAACAGGGAAUAUUUUAAUAGCAGUGAAUCCGUUUAAAACGAUUCCAAAUCUGUAUUCAAACCAGAUGUUGAUGAAAUUUGACUAUGUCGGAGACAAGGACCCGCACGUGUUCAGUACAGCAAGCGACGCAUACUACGGAAUGUUGGACGGGAACUGCCAGAGCAUUCUGAUAUCAGGAGAGUCGGGAGCAGGAAAGACUGAAUCGACGAAAUAUGUAUUAAAAUAUCUGUGCUCGCAGCUGAUAAGGAACGCUGUAAACCUGAAUAACUAUUACCUGAAUUCCCCCGAAAGUAAAAGAACGCCACAGAUGUCAAGAACACCGAGUUUGUCGCAAUCAGGGGGAAUGAAAUACUCGUACGGAGACGAGGCAGCGAAGCAGAUGAAGGACAACGUGGAGAUGAAGGUGCUGGAAAGCAACCCGCUCCUGGAGAGUUUCGGAAACGCAAGCACGCUGAGGAACCAUAACUCGAGUCGCUACGGCAAAUACAUAGAGCUGCAGUACGUGCAGAGGACGUCGGACAGACUGCAGCUGAUAGGAGCGACGAUACAGACGUACCUGCUGGAGAAGGUGAGAAUCGCGCAGCAGCAGCCAGGAGAGAGAAACUACCACGUGUUCCACCAGCUGGUGGCGGCGAACAGAAAGUACGGAAACGAGUACACAUUCGUGACCUCGAACAACCAAAGCUGGCACAUAGACCUGAGCCACUUCCAAGGAAACUUCAGAAUAGUGCCGGACGUGAGGCCUAUAGGAAACUACGACGAAACAUUCGACCUCAGCUUCUUCAACGAGAACCUGAUGGCAAUGGACACGCUCGGGCUGAGCUCCGAGGAGGUCAACGUGAUAUUCUCAGUGGUGGCGACAGUGCUGCACCUGACGAACAUAGAGUUCGUCAUCAACGCGGAGUGCUCCGAGGGAGCAGUGGUCUCGAACCUGGACGACAAAAUCACGAAGAUCGCAGAGCUGCUGCAGGUCGAGGAGAGCGACCUGCUGAACGUGCUGCUAACGAGAAGCAUAAAAACGGUCAACGAGUUCUACACGAAGCCGAAGAGAAUAGACGAGGCAGUGGACACGAGGGACGCAAUAGCGAAGAACAUAUACAGCAUACUGUUCGACUUCGUGGUUAACGUAGCGAACUCGGCAGUGGACCCGAAGCAGAGCGAAGUGGACGUGUCGGCGGGAAUACUGGACAUAUUCGGGUUUGAGUGUUUCCAGCUUAACUCGUUCGAGCAGCUGUGCAUCAACUUCACCAACGAGACGCUGCAGAACUUCUUCAACAACUGCGUCUUCAAGUACGAGCAGCAGCUGUACACGGACGAGGGCAUCAGCUGGAAUCCGCUGGACUUCCCAGAUAACCAGGACUGCAUAGACCUCUUCAAGGCAAAGAUAAGCGGUAUAUUUGCUAUGAUCGACGAAGAGUGUCAUAUUCCAGGUGGAACCGAUCAGACACUGUGUAACAAGAUGGUACAGAAGCAUACAGGCAACAAGAGGUUUGACAAGGUGCGAACCGACCAAACGUGUUUUAUAAUAAACCACUUCGCGGGAGGAGUAAAGUACAAGGUGGACGGGUUCCUAGAAAAAAAUAAGGACCAACUGUCAGACGACUCACUGCACUUUAUAACGAAUGUUAAAAAUAAACAAAUUAAACAGAUAUUUGAGUCGUUAAUAAAAUCAAAUCAAAAUUUGACACAACUAAUGAAGAAGAGGAAGACAAUAUCAACGCAGUUUACAAAUCAAUUGGACGUACUGAUGAAUAAAAUAGGAAAGACAGAGCCGCAUUUCAUAAGAUGCAUAAAGCCGAAUCAAUAUAAUAAGCCAAACAUAUUUGAAAGAUUGUCAGUGAAUGAGCAGUUAAAGUGCGGAGGUAUGCUGCAAGUGGUGGAAGUGAGCAGAGCAGGGUACCCAGUGCGUCUGACGCACGCAGUCUUCUACAACAAGUUCAAGUACCUGCUGAGAGGAGAGGAGCAGAAAGAGGUGCUGAGCAACAAGCCGGACAUGAGAAAGAUGAGUAAGAUGCUGCUGGACACAGUGAUCAAGAGGACGAUGAGCGCUGACCCGUACAAGGAGGGUUCGCUGGCAUUCGGAAAAACGGUAAUCUUCUUCAAGAAUAACGUGUACGAAGUGCUGUUUAACUCGCUGCAAAUGCUGAGGAACGAAAGCGCAGUGGUAAUACAGAAAAAUUACAGAAGCUAUCGUCAGAGGAAGAUGUACAAGGAGUGGAUGAAGAAGAUAAGAACACUGCAGAUGUACCUGAAGUAUAAAAUAAGGAAGAUCAGAGAGUAUCGCAGAAAGUGUAUGUGGGCGUCGCUGACAGUGCAGUCGACGUACAGAAUGCUGAAGACGAGAGGAGAGUACAGAAGGAGACUGGAGAAGUGGGUGAGGCUGCAGAGCAAGUUCAGAAGCAUGGCGAGCAGGAAAGAGUCGAGAGAGAAGUAUAUCAACGGAGCAGCGACGACAAUACAGAGCUACUUCAAGAUGUACGUGCAGAGAAGACACUACAGAGAAAUGAAGAGAAGCGUCCUGAAGCUGCAAGUCAACUGGAGAAGCGUGCUCGCGAAGAGACAGUUCAAGAGGCUGCAGCAGGAAGCAAAGUCGCUGGGCACGAUGAUAGAGAAAAAUCAGCUGCUGCAGGAGGAACUGAAGGAAGAUAAGCUGAAGCUGAGCGACUACGAGUCGAAGGUGCUGCAGCUGCAAGCAAGGCUGAGCAGCCUCAACGGACUUCUGAUGAAGGAGAGGAACGAGAAGGAGCUGAUCCUGAUGGAGAAGGAGCAGCUGGCGAUCAACAACAAGGACCUCACUGAAAAAAUAACGCACCUGGAGAACACGAACAAGAAGAUACUGGCAGACCUGAAGAUGAUAAAGCAGUUCAUAUCGAAGGAGAUCACGAGUCCGCACGCAGGAGGUAAGUUUCUGGAGGAACUCACCGGUGUUAACGAAAAUUACACAGUGAGGCCGGAGGGCUCGCCAGUGUCGAGAGUGGACUCGUACCAGCAGAUUAACACGGAGGAGAUGCUGGCGAAGGACACGAUGGUAGAUAUAGUGCUCUGCGGGCCCGCGGGCUCGGGGAAGAGCAGGCUGGUGGAGAUGGCGCUCAUCUCAAACGCGGACGAGGAAAACCUGAGCAGGCACAGGCUAUUCCAGAGGAGCAAGGACGCGCUGACGAGCUUCCAGAUGCACGUAAACUACUUUAAGCCGGAGCACGACAACAACGCGUUGAGUCUCGUGGAGGUGCCGGGAGAGUACAUCGACGACGAGGAGACGAGGAAGCUGAUGAAGAACACGUACCUGAUAGCAGUGUGCUUCGACCCGAGCUCGGAAAGGUCGAUGAUAGAGUGCAUAACCAUGGUUAAAAUCAUCAUGUCGUACGUGCAGUUGAAAUACACGAGCAUCAUCAUGCUGCAAAAUGACCUGAUACUGGUGGAACAGUCGAAGAUUCCAACGGAUUUGUCGCUGGCACAGAGAUUUGCGACUGAAAAUGAGAUUUUGUUCGUGAAAGUGGACAACCUGUUCAAUUUCAUAAAGAAGACGCUGCCGUUCAUUGAGUCGAAGAAGAGUCUGAGAACAAUACUGACAAAGAAGCCGUCGUCAGCAAGAAGUGUGAAGGGACAGAAGAGUAUCACCAAGAGCCCAAUAGCGUUCUUCUACGAAAGGUUCAGAAGCUUCCUGACGGGAAUAGGAGGCUCGGCGUCACAGGCGAAGUUGCUGCAGGCGACGAUAAUAGAACACGAAGCAAACAAGCUGCCGCCACUGGGACUGAAGAGAGUGGCGCACGUGUCAAAGUACGACAGUGCAGUGACAUGCGUGGCGAUAAGGCCUGAGGAGUUGACGGACCCGUACAUAGUGGUGGCAGUGGGAAGAAGAAACGGAACGAUCAACAUAUUCCACGUAUAUCGCACGUCGCUGGAGUUGACAGUGCUGUCGAACAACCUAAGGGAUGAUGAGCAGUUGGCCAGCUCGUUGAGCAAUGACGAAGUGGUGUACGACGAGACGACGAAAAUAGUGGACUUCGCAACGCUCGCGCUGCACACGAAGGCGGUGACGUGCAUGAGCUUCUCGAAAAUGAACGCCAAUGAGCUGGUGAGCAUAUCAGUGGACUGCACAAUCAGGGCGUGGAACGUCAUGACGGGAGAGCUCGUGAAGGUAUUCAACGACUCGUACCCGGGACUCUGCAUCUACUUCCACCCGCUGCAGCCAAACCUGUUCUUCUCGUGCAACUCGAACCCGACGCUGAGAAUCGUGGACUACAACGAGGGAACGGUGGUGCAGAAGAUAAGGACGAAGAGCGAACUGCGGUGUCUGGCCUUCGACGACACCAGGCUCAACAUACUGGCGGGAAGCGAGCGUGGCUCUAUAACAGUGUACGAGUCUCAGGCGAACAUGCUGCUUAAGGUGACGCUGACGAAGCAAAUAUCAAGGGGGCCCGUAACAUGUCUAUCAUUCGUAUCGCCUACGAGCAGUGAAGCACUCCCAUCGCUGAUCGCCAACGUCUGCAGCGGGUCAAUAUCAGUCCUGAACGUGAUAUACGACCCGAACAGUGGAAAGAUAAUGGAGCUUACACACAGGUACAACGUCAACAACAACCAUGUGGCCUUGCCUCUGAGGUCAUGUUACUCUAAGUUCGGAGGAGGCUGGUGCAUCAGCGGCUCCGAAGAUAGAAACAUACUCAUAUUCUCACUAUCUGAUGAAAAUAUACCGUUCUCAAUCAGUUUCCACAGCGGCCCGGUGGUAUCGACGGCAGUGAACGAUAACGACACGAUGAUGGUGUCAACGGAUUCAAAGGGUGUGGUGGCAAUAUGGCGAAGAGCAAUGCACAUAAGGAACUAG